Molecule: messenger RNA, 3727 nt
Organism: Lycium barbarum (goji berry)
Lineage: Eukaryota; Viridiplantae; Streptophyta; Magnoliopsida; Solanales; Solanaceae
Exons: 3
Coding region: 1212-2906 (564 amino acids)
Source: RefSeq, a predicted model, not a curated record
GCUUUAAGCCCUCCCCCCUUUUUCUCUCUUCCUUUUUUCCCCUUUGCCCCCAUAAAUAAAUACCAAAAAACAACACCACCAACACAGCAAAGAAAGAAAGAAGAAAAACCAAAAAACCCAUUUCUUCUCAAACCCUUUUUAACUUAGAAGACCAAAAACUAUAGAGAUUCUUGAUUAUCAACAACUGUGAUGGUUGUGUAUAUUUGUUGUUGUUAUUAUUAUUCUUGAUUAUCUUGAGAUCUUGUCCAUUUACUACAAUGUUCUUCACUUUGUAGAGGACAAGGUAAAUAUAUGUAUACACUCACUAAAAGAACCAAAAAGAAUAAUCAAGAACCAAUUUUUAAUCUGAUUUUGUUGAUUCUGAUUUCAGUUUGAAGUUACCCAUUUUGGGUUUUUCUUGGAUUUGCCUUUUCUUGAUAAAACUAAAAAAAAAAAGAAAAAAAAGGGGGUUGAUUUUUUCACUUUGAUUCUUUCAAAUUUGAACACCCAUUUGAUUUUCUUGGACACUUUUGUACUCUUUUUAUUUUGGUUACUGAGACUUGGUGGAAUAUAUUCUAGGGUUUCUUAAUUGGAUCGGUUACUAAAUUGGUUAUUUAAUUAGGGUUUUGAGUGAUUAUUUAUUGGCGGAUCGCGCGGUUAAUGGGAGUAAUUUUGGAGGGGAUUUAACGCUGGAAAGAAUAGAAUGAUUUAGGCAAUGGAAGAAGACUGUAGAUAUUAUUACUAGAAUUGUUGCCAAAGUUUAUUUACCUUGACAGAGUUUGGAAUUACUGUGCUUGAAUUGAUUUGAGCAAGUUUACCUUGACGGAGUUUGGAAAUACUGUGUGUGAAUUGAAUCUUGUUUUGUAAAAUUUGAAGUGAGAAGAGCAAGUUUUAAGUUUACAUUCACGGGGUUUGGAAUUACUGUGCUUGAAUUGAUUUGAGCAAGUUUAGCUCGACGGGGUUUGGAAUUACUGUGUUUGAACUGAUUUUAGCAAGUUUUACCUUGACGGGGUUUGGAAUUACUGCGUUUGAAGUGUGAAGAGCAAGUUUAAAUUAUUCGGAUUUUGGAUUGAUUUCGAGUGUGAGGAUUAAAUGGAAGUAAAUUGAAGCUGGAAAGGAAUGUGGGGACAUGGUGUAUGGACGGGAGUAUAAUUGCUGGUUCGUUCUGUUACUGGAGCACUUAAUUGGAGAGUAUAAUUGUGCAUUUUUAUCUCGAAGUAGAAGUGUGUGCAAUGUCUCGCUGCCAUAAGUUUCCACCACCAGGAUAUGAAAAGAAGCCUAGACCGGAAGAGGGUGACUUAUUAAAAGAGGAGAAGAGCAAGGAGAAAAAGCAUAAAAAGGAAAAGAAAGACAAGGAGAAGAGAGAAGGUAAAGAAAAAAGGGAUAAAGACAGAAGUGAUGGGAAACACAGAGAAAAGAAAGAGAAAAAGGAUAAACACAGGGACAAGAAGGAAAAGCACAGGGACAAAAAGAAGGACAAGGACAAGGACAAAGAGAAAAGCAGCAUCUCUGAGGAGGCAAGAGUUGCCGUUCCACCCGGGGCUUCUAGUGAUCGAGGGAAACUUCACGAGAGAGAUGAACAUAAAGAUAGACACAUUAGCUCAGAAAAAGAGAGAGAUGAACAUAAAGAUAGACACAUUAGCACAGAGAAACCCAAACUCCCCAAUCAGUUUCAUGUCCAGCAUGGAGAGCAGAAGCCCUUUAAGACCCGCCACUCUGCUGUUGAGGCAGAGGACUCAAAAUUUGUGCAGGAGUUGGGCAGGAGGAUCAGAGAUGAAGAGAAGGGUGCGCAAAGUCAGUUGGCGGAGAGAUUUCCAGUUGAGUGGAAAAGAGAUGAAAAGCCAGAAAGGGUGGGCAAAGUUUUUGGAAAUUCGGCUGAAGACAAGGAAAAGCACAAGGAGAAAGGAUUUGAUAACCAUAAGAUGGAUGCACAAGCAUUCAGGGGUGAGCAUAAAGUUGGAGCUAAUGCGAUACCUCCCGGCCUUUCUACAAUGGCAAAAAGCAAUUUUGAAGGAAUUCCCCGACCGUUGGAAGAAAAUGUUGGGAAGAAGAGAGAGGAAAAACAGAAACAUAAAGAAAGACGCGAUGACAAACCAAGAGAGAAAAACAAGGAUAAAGACAGGGAAAAGCACAGUCAUGGAAAGCAGAAAGACAAGGAAAAAGAGAAGAAAAAGGAAGAGAAGGCGAAGGAUAAAAGUGGACACAAGAAAAGCCAGGAGGAUAAAUCAAAAGACAACGAUAAGAAUGAUUUUGUUGUUCUUAGUAACAAUAAACUUCCACCUGUAUCCAAAGAAAACAUUGCUGGUACGGUCACCGAGGGAAUUGACAGAAAGAGAAAGAAUGUUGAAACUAAUGGUUUCCUGCAUGAGAGUGAAGUCAGGCCUGCUAAAUUGCUGCGGCCCUCAUCCUCUCAGCAGCCAACACAGAAUGGAAAGAAAUUGGACACUCACCCAAAAGCAGACUUAUUUUCCUCUAUUAAACAGGGAGUUGCUACUGAUACUAAAGUGGUAAACAAGGAGCACAAGGUGAAUGGUAGUCUAGAAGGUCAGCCGUUGUUCAGCGUCAAGGCAAAGGCUCCAUCCCCGAUUCCUGGUGCUGAUCAGAUUGCUGAAGCAUCUAAAAAACCACUGUUCAGUGUUAAGGCAAAGGCGUCUUCCGUGAUUCCUGGUGCUGAUCAGAUUGCUGAAGCAUCUAAAAGACCUCCACAUCCCGAUUCCAAGUAUUUAAGCCAGAUACUCUCAAUUCCUAAAAUGGACGAUUGGUCUGGAUUUGAUGACCAGGAAUGGUUGUCGGGAAGCAAAAGAACUCCGGCUAAGGAUGCUGAAAUGUGUCCAGAUGAAGUCAAUAAGGAACAUUGUGUAUGGUCUGAAGCUUUGCAAAUAGACUCUGCUGAUAUUUGUGCUCUGCCAUAUGUUAUACCUUAUUGAAUGCUGUUAACAUGAUCUGACGCGAUGAUUUCCAAGGACGAAGCUCUUUCACUGUUGCAGCAUCGAGCAUCUGGCUUCCAAAUGCCCAUAGUCAGUUUUUGGUCGGAUUCUUUCUCACCCCUCUUAGCUCUGGUGGGUAUGCCGGUGGCAGUUUGUUCUGAAAUCGAUUCAAGAUCUCGAUCAGGGUUUCCUCCGAAACCUAUAUGAGUUCCAUUGGACUCAUAAAUGAUACAUUGGAAGAUCUUUGUUGGGCGUUCCUGUAACAAUAGGUUGAUUGUUUUGCUCCAUAUCUUCCCAAAGGAAAAAGGAUCUCUAAGAGUUAUCAAUCACCACGGCUGUACCUUGCGGUAGCUUAAACGGAGGGGCGAUGGAAACGGGACAAGUGUGUCUAGGAAGAUGCAUAAGCUUGUGCAAGUUUAUUCUAUUUGCUUAAAAGCUUGGGAUGCUCUUUCCAAUUGAGUGUAAAAGAACUAGCUUUUGUGGUCUUUACAAAUCCACAAUUUUGAUUUGUAACAUAGUAUUACUAUAGUUGUAAGAUAGAGGGGGAUAAAAAAGGACAAACAAAAGGGAAGAAAAAAAGUAAUAGUUGCAUUCAUUUGAUUCACUGAGGUACAUGGUUUAGUUCAUAAUCGAUUUCCAUUUUCUGGAAAUACCACAUAUAACAUGAGGUUUCAAGUUAAUUGCGACGAAAAUUAAGGGAUGUACAUUGGAAGUAGACCCUUUCUUGUUUAGGGGUUUUCUUUUAAGUUUCUAGAAGUAGUUCAUGAAACACACUUUUCUUGGUUAUGAGAUCUCUAUUAAUAGUUUCAAUUUAAUGUAUA